GUAAGUUUUGUGCGCGCUCCAAGGCGCGGCGAGGCAGCGGGACACAAGCCGUCGCUACGAGGCGCUGGUGGUGCCGGCGGCCGCCAGGCUCCGCCUCGCGGGGGCUCCGCUCGCCCCCGGCCAUGGAGAGCGGCGGCGGCGGGAGGGGCCCGGCGGGGCAGGAGGAGCCGGAGCCUCUGCGCCAGCCGCCGCUGCCGUCGGCCGGGGAAGCCGGGGAGGAAGAGGAGGACGACGAAGAGGCGGCGGCGCUGCUGCUGCGGCCCCCCCGCGAGGCCCAGGCGGACUGGAGCUUCAUUGACGGCGAGAUGGAGGAGGUGGCGCUGCAGGACCUGCCCACCGCCACCAUCGCCUGCAACCUGGACCCGCGCGUCUUCCAGGAUGGCCCGUGCCGGGCCAAAUUUGAAUCACUGUUUAGAACAUUCGACAGAGAUAUCACCUUUCAGUAUUUUAAGAGCUUCAAGAGAGUACGAAUAAAUUUCAGUAACCCUUUAUCUGCAGCAGAUGCUAGAAUCCAGUUGCACAAGACAGAGUUCCUUGGAAAGGAAAUAAAACUGUAUUUUGCUCAGACUUUGCACAUUGGAAGCUCACAUUUGGCGCCACCGAAUCCUGACAAACAGUUUUUGAUUUCACCUCCUGCCUCUCCACCUGUUGGCUGGAAGCAAGUGGAAGAUGCUACUCCAGUCAUUAACUAUGACCUUUUAUAUGCUAUCUCCAAGUUAGGGCCAGGAGAAAAGUAUGAGCUACAUGCUGCAACUGACACUACUCCUAGUGUUGUCGUCCACGUAUGUGAGAGUGACCAGGAAAACGAUGUGGAAGAAGAAACAAAGAAACCCAAACCAAAAAUUAUUCAGACGAGAAGGCCAGAUUAUACUCCUACCCAUUUCAGUUGAACUGCUGUUGUUUUUCCAAGGUUGCAAGUAGACAUAUGCAAGGGGAAAAUUUACUGUGGAAACAGCAGGUCACAGGUUUGGUGGCAACAGCAGCAGUUAUAAUAGGAGAAAUUCCAGUAUAAGUUUGCUCAGAAAAAAUAUAGGAAGUUUCAUCCUUACUCUUGAUGCUGCAAGUUGAUGGAUGCCAUGAGGGUAUUCCCAGAUUGCUGGGAUCAAAAGAUAGGCAGAAGAAGACAUUUUGAGAUAUAAGAGGACAAACUAAGUUUAUUUUUUUUGGGGGGGGGUGCUAUAGGCUGUUCCAUUGUAAAGCAGCUGGGGGAAGCUUUCUUUGUUCUGACUCACAAAAAUCCUCAAACUAAUAGGCUAGUCAUUGUGUGGAGUACAUAGCGAUAACAGAGCUGGUUUUAAAGGUUAAAAUAUGGGAACUCUAAACCUUUUUCUUAAAAUAGAUUUUGUGCAUGUGUAUUCUUGGUCUUCUAAAGUAACUUUGCAUUAUUUUCUAUAGUUUCUCACAUGUUUCUGGAAAUCUGGGGAAUUGUUUAAAGUAUUUAUUAUCUCGGCAUCCUGGACUUACUACUAGAUGUGUAUAUACAUAUAUAUUUAUAAUUGUUUUUAUUGGCACUCAUUUUCCAGCAGGCAUAAGAUUUCUUCAGCACCUUAUUUUGGUGCUAUGCAACUUGUGCUUUUAAAAUUUUAACCUUUUAAAUGCCUAUGUAGGGUUUUAUCUGGCAAAGUAAUGGAAAAAGUGCAAUAGGAAAGUUGUUUAAACAAGUUAAUUUUAAAUUAUUUAAGUUCAAAUAAUUUAUAUCUUCAGUAACGUCUGUUUGGUAGCUUUAACUCCUCAUUUGGAAAAAAAAGUACUUUUAAAUGUAUAAAUAAAGCUAAUGUUGCAUAUUCA
Molecule: messenger RNA, 1788 nt
Organism: Neopsephotus bourkii (Bourke's parrot)
Lineage: Eukaryota; Metazoa; Chordata; Aves; Psittaciformes; Psittacidae
Gene: RCAN1
Product: regulator of calcineurin 1
Exons: 4
Coding region: 123-890 (255 amino acids)
Biological process (GO): calcium-mediated signaling
Cellular component (GO): cytoplasm; nucleus
Molecular function (GO): calcium-dependent protein serine/threonine phosphatase regulator activity; nucleic acid binding
Source: RefSeq, a predicted model, not a curated record